AUGGGUUAGUUAUUAUUAAAAAACAUUAUCAGUAUUAUAGAGAGAGGAAGUCAAAGUGAAAAAGAUGGUAUUGCAUUAGGUUUGAAUUCAUGCGCAUCAGUAUCAAUUCUUGUGUGCUAUUUUAUGAUAUAUCAUAUAGGAAAAUAGAGGUUGAUCAUUUGUUUACUAAUUUAAACCAUUAUUGUUAUUCAUUAUGAAAUUGCAUUCUAUGAAAGAAAUACUAUUUCAGCAUAAAGUGCAAUAAUUUACAUGAUGUAAAUUCAACUCUACCUUUAAAGAAACAAUGGAAUUUUUGACAACUUAAGUCAUUUUGCACUUAUCUAUGCUAUUUUAAGAUUUUUGAUUAGAGAAUUCUCAAACCUAUAGGUUUCAGAGAUACUCCUUAUUUUCUUAUGGUAACCUUUAAACCAUUAUUUGCUUUAUCUAAAUAAACCAAAGAAAUAAUAUAAGAAAGAAGACACCACCACUCAAGUUCAUUUUUAAACUAUAUCAUCCCCUUAAGUUUAAAACACUUAAGCUGUUGCUGAAGAGUUAGUAGCAAAAACUAAUAUUAAUGAAGAUUUUUUUGAUUAUAUCCCAGAAGGUUUAGUAAUUAUUGAUGAAUAUUUCAAUAUUAUUAAACAUAAUUCAAAAAUUCUGUAAUAUCUAUCAAUUAAAGAACCUUCAACAAUUCCUACUUCUUUAGAUAGCCUACUCAAAAUGUAAAUAUAAAUAUAUAUAUAUUUAAGUGCUCAAAAAAAUAAAGUUCCAAUCAAAGAGAAGGAUAGAAAGAAACCCAUGCAUAUAAAGGUUUUGAAAUAAAAUAGUGAAAUGUAAUUUAGUUAUAAUGCUUCUUUGGCUUCAUCUUUGAAAAAACAAUUUUGGACAUCUGAUAGACAAAAGAUUAAUUAUAGUUUUUCAAAAGGUGAUUCCAUGAUGUAUCCAUCUCUUUAAGCUAUUAUUAAUGAAUUCAAAUUAAAAAAUUUUAAUGAAAACAUGACUGUUAAUUCAGAAUCUUGCAAUAUUGUCAAAUAUUAAAUUGCUCAAGAAUCUUCAAUUAAAUACAAACAUAUUUAAAUAAAAAUUUAUGAGAUUAAAUUGCCAACCAAUUCAAAAACAGCAUUAUUUCUAUUUAUUGUAGAAAAUAUCACAAAUAAAGAAUAAUUAAAACAAUUAACCAAUAGAUUUCUUUUUUAAUAACAACUACUCAAUUCAUUUAGUCAUGAAUUAAGAACUCCACUUAAUUGCACUCUAUCAUUAUUAUAAGCUCUUAAAAGUAAAUUGAAAAAUGAUGAAAUUAAUUAAGAAUUCUUAAAUCCAGCUAUUGUUACAGGUCAUCGUCUAUUAUAUUAGAUUAAUGACAUCUUAGAUUAUGCUUAAAUUGAAUGCUAAGAUUUUAAAAUUAAUAUCAGUGAAUUUAGUGUUUCUGAGAUUUUUUAAACCUUAAAGGAUUUUUUCAUAUAAGAAUGUGAAUAAAAAUAAAUUUAAUUUAUAAUUGAAAUUGAUUGUUUGAUUGUUAUUAGAAAUGACAAAGACCGAAUAACUUAAGUACUUAUUAAUUUGAUAAGUAAUUCAAUUAAGUUUACUCACUAAGGUGGAAGGAUUGUAAUAAAUGCUAAAAGAAGAGACAAUUUGUAUCAAUUUACAGUAUGGGAUAAUGGAAAAGGAAUUUCAAAUUAAACUUUAACUAAUAUUUUUGAAUAACCAAAUAGCAUGAUCUCAAGUAAUAGAGCUCAUGAUACAUAAACUUAGUCAUACAAAUUAGGAAUAGGUCUAAAGGUAAGCAGAGGAAUAGUUAAAUAUUUAAGCAACAAUGGGGAUCUGAUUAUAAAAAGUUAAUCUGGUUGUUACACUUCAAUAAAUUUUUUUGUUGAAGACAAAUUUAUGAAAAUUAGUGAUGAGAUAUUAGAAUAAGAAACUAUUCUGAAAUUAGCCAGUAAAAAUACUUUAAAAAAGUGUGACUGUUCAUAAAUAUUAAUUGUUGAUGAUAUACCUUUUAAUCAUAUUGCCUUAAUAGCUAUACUCAAUAAUUUCAAAAUUUAAUCAGAGAGUGCAUAUGAUGGAAAUUAGGCAAUUGAGAAGGUAAGUGAAAGAAUAAGAAAUUCUUAAUGUUGUUUAUCAUAUAGGAUAAUUUUUAUGGAUUUGGAGAUGCCAGGUAAAAAUGGUUUUCAAACAACUACUGAAGUAAAUUUCAAUUAAUUUAUAGAUAGUAACAAUUUUAAAAAAAGUAAAUGCUUCAUCAAUCAUUGUUAUGUACUCUGCUUAUACUGGAGAAGAAAAUAUUGAGCAGGCACGAAUAUGUGGUAUGAAAGAAUUCAUACCAAAACCAAUAUCACUAAACAGAUUGCAGAUUUUGAUAAACAAG
Messenger RNA from Paramecium sonneborni, 2344 nucleotides. The record is from the annotation of a GenBank genome assembly. NCBI's taxonomy places the organism in Eukaryota, Ciliophora, Oligohymenophorea, Peniculida, Parameciidae.